This is a messenger RNA of Alosa sapidissima (American shad), 1189 nucleotides long. RefSeq lists its product as uncharacterized. The transcript has 6 exons. NCBI's taxonomy places the organism in Eukaryota, Metazoa, Chordata, Actinopteri, Clupeiformes, Clupeidae. The record is from RefSeq and is a predicted model, not a curated record. Bases 1 to 732 code for a protein of 243 amino acids.
AUGACGGCCAACCUUCUGGCAGCUGAAAGACCCCCCUGCCAACCUUGUCAGGUUUUCCGGCACACAAAGGCUGUGGUACGCUGCAGGGACUGCCUCGCUCAGCUUCUAUGUGGAGGCUGUGACCAGGCAGUACAUAACAUAAUUUUCAAACCUCUAAGUCCCGUUGUAGGAGUAACCCGCAAGGAUGACAGCUACUGUUAUGAUCGCCUGUUGCCUAUGGCAAUGCCAGAAAUUUGUGCCUGCCAAACAGGCUGUCUUGCUGGACCUGGCAAGAUGGUCAUUGUGAUGGGAAUGAAUGGAAGACACCAACUGGCCCUACCUUCACUUAGAUGUGCUACCUGCCAGGCCACCUGGAAUGCGGGCUUACCUGACCUGGUAGCAAGUGGCUACUGGCCGGCCACACCCAAUUUUGAAACCAUUUACUCUACUGACCUAUUUCGGUCACACUCCAAAAUUAAAUUACGGGCACCAGGUUUGUCGAGGCAGGCAUUUUUGGGGAUGCUAGAAGAUAGGACGGUGGCCUUUGGAAGGACUGGACCCAUAUGUGGCGACACUUUCCAAAAGGCCUUCCUGGAGUUGCAGCAUGCAGAGUACAGAAAGGAGAAUUUGUGUGGAGGGGAGCCCUUUACGUGCUAUGCAUGCAGGCCGCAGAUGCAUGCCGUGUCGGUUGAUGGCAACCGGGAAACUGUACAGAUUUGCAACUGCAACAAGCACGGACAAGGGAUUAUUUGAAGGGGUCUUCCUUGCAAAGGAUGAUCAUGUGCCCUCAUUAGUCGAGGACGUACAUCACCGCACCCAUCAUGUUCGUGGUUCAGGAGAAUGUGGCUACUCACGGUUGGCAGCUGCCAGGGAGGUGGCCAAGAAGGCGGGGGCAAAAAUUGAUGAGGAGGGCCUGUAGAUUGGCGUGUGCCGUCAUGAUGUCCUCCUCAUGGCCCUAAAUAUGUUUCGUGGCGAGAUUUUCGCCUACCCCAUGUACAUACAAAAUGUGAUGGCCACUAACAAUGUAGGAUAUUUCUGCACAGAUGUUUCUUGCAAAUACUGGCCAUAUUUGCAGAAGGUGGCCAGCGCAUGCCCGGAGUACAGUGACCUACUUCACAUGCAUCCCCUUCUAUCGGUCAUGCAUGCAAAGGCCCAUCAGUGGACAUCAUUGAGGUAAUCAAUGUGUGUGGAAUGUUGUCAUUUGUCAACA